GUGUGUUCGGUUCAAACAAUGUGUACUUAACACAUUUCACUGUGUACUUAUCUCGCAUCGAGUUUUGCACCUUGUUUUAUUGAUUUAUUUAAAAACGAACGCAGUUUAUUAAGCGGCAACGAACUGUUAUUGGAGAAAAUAGAAAAAUUUCAUAUGCACCCGCGCUUAAUAUUGAAUAAAACUCACUCGAUUUAACAAGGGCUACUGCAAAUCAAAAAUUACCAUCCCAAUAGAUUUUUUAUUAUCAUAUUAUACAGUUGAUCGCUCAGUUUCUAUAGACUUUUACGGUUUUCAACAUGGCGUCAUGUGGAACAACUUUGAGCGUAUUAUGUAUUUUGAUUUUAUUGGAAACGGCCAUGGCUACUGCUGUUCUUUCUAAGUGUUUCUGUUGCGGUUCAUCGUCAAAAACAGAAGAGGGACCAAUGGAAGCAUCAGUAGCAGCAGCACCGUCGCCACCAAUGGUAGAUAAGAAAGUAGUAGAACCACCACUACCAGCAGCAGAAGCAGAACUAGAACAAGAGCAAUCGCUGGUAGCUGAGGAAGCCGCUGCAGAGGAACAACCCGUAGCAGCAGCAAAACCAGAGCCACCGGCAGCAGAAGAAGAAGAACCAGAGUCACCACCAGCAGCAGAAGAAGCACCAGCACAUCCACCGUCUCGGUCGCACCCAGAAGAUGAUUUAUCUGCUGGUUCUUCAGGAUACUUUGAUUACGAACCAUUAUACACUGUACACCCAGAAUUCGCAGAUGAGUUACCUGAAGCAGCCGAAGGGGUGUAUGAUCAUAUUUUUGCUGGAUCCAGUGUUUAUUAUGAACACGAGCACUAUCAAAAAGCGCAAGAGGAACUAAAAAGAAGGACGAAAGCAAAAGCAAAAGCACAAGCUAGAGCUCAAGCACAAGAUUAAGACCAAUACGGGGAUAGGCUUGUUUUCCUUUUGGUACAUCGCUGGCGGCUUAUAACACAAUGUGUUUCACAACUUUAUAAUAUUUAUUUGUAUAAUAUAAAUCUAUAGAUAAAUACACGAAUUCAAGAUAUGUGUUUAAAUCACGUGUAUAUUAAUUUAUAAGUUAAUUUUUCUUUGGGGAAAAAAUGUG
Molecule: messenger RNA, 1092 nt
Organism: Adelges cooleyi (spruce gall adelgid)
Lineage: Eukaryota; Metazoa; Arthropoda; Insecta; Hemiptera; Adelgidae
Exons: 3
Coding region: 297-902 (201 amino acids)
Source: RefSeq, a predicted model, not a curated record